Molecule: messenger RNA, 2368 nt
Organism: Betta splendens (Siamese fighting fish)
Lineage: Eukaryota; Metazoa; Chordata; Actinopteri; Anabantiformes; Osphronemidae
Product: probable histone deacetylase 1-B
Exons: 14
Coding region: 109-1581 (490 amino acids)
Molecular function (GO): histone deacetylase activity
Source: RefSeq, a predicted model, not a curated record
GGAAGCCGCUGGCGCUACAUCCCAUUCACUGGACGUGAUACGAACCAUCCACCUCUCGUCGCUGUUGUCUCCCGCAGUGUGCGGCGAACGCCAGGGUAAAAGGCUAAAAUGGCGCUUACUUCUCAAGGAACAAAGAAAAAAGUUUGCUACUACUACGAUGGGGAUGUUGGAAAUUAUUACUACGGCCAAGGGCAUCCCAUGAAGCCCCACAGAAUCCGCAUGACACACAACCUGUUGCUGAACUAUGGCCUCUACAGAAAGAUGGAGAUAUACCGUCCACACAAAGCCAACGGAGAGGAGAUGACCAAGUAUCAUAGUGACGAUUACAUCAAAUUCCUACGUUCAAUCCGACCAGACAACAUGUCGGAGUACAGCAAGCAGAUGCAGAGAUUUAAUGUGGGAGAGGACUGUCCCGUGUUCGAUGGGCUGUUCGAGUUCUGCCAGCUCUCAGUCGGGGGCUCUGUUGCCGGUGCCGUCAAGUUGAACAAACAGCAGACCGACAUUGCGAUCAACUGGGCUGGAGGCCUGCAUCACGCCAAAAAGUCAGAGGCCUCUGGCUUUUGCUACGUCAACGACAUUGUAUUGGCUAUUCUGGAGUUACUGAAGUACCACCAGAGAGUUCUGUACAUCGAUAUUGACAUCCAUCACGGGGACGGUGUGGAGGAGGCCUUCUACACUACAGACCGCGUCAUGACAGUGUCUUUCCACAAGUAUGGAGAGUACUUUCCUGGCACAGGUGACCUGAGGGAUAUUGGUGCUGGCAAGGGGAAAUAUUACGCAGUGAAUUAUCCACUGAGGGAUGGGAUUGAUGAUGAGUCUUAUGAGGCCAUAUUCAAGCCUAUCAUGGCCAAGGUGAUGGAGAUGUAUCAGCCCAGCGCAGUGGUUCUGCAGUGUGGUGCUGAUUCUCUGUCAGGAGACAGACUUGGCUGCUUCAACCUCACCAUCAAAGGCCACGCCAAGUGUGUGGAGUACAUGAAGAGCUUCAACCUGCCACUGUUGAUGCUGGGUGGAGGAGGCUACACCAUCCGUAAUGUGGCACGCUGCUGGACAUAUGAAACAGCAGUCGCUCUUGAUUCCUCCAUCCCAAAUGAACUCCCAUACAACGACUACUUUGAGUACUUUGGACCAGACUUCAAGCUGCACAUCAGCCCCUCCAACAUGACCAAUCAGAACACCAACGACUACCUGGAGAAAAUCAAGCAGCGUUUGUUUGAAAACUUGCGCAUGCUGCCUCACGCCCCAGGAGUUCAGAUGCAGGCCAUUCCAGAGGACGCUGUACAGGAAGACAGUGGGGAUGAAGCUGAGGAAGACCCCAACAAACGGAUCUCAAUCCGCGCUCAUGACAAGAGGAUAGCAUGUGAGGAGGAGUUCUCUGACUCCGAGGAUGAAGGUGAAGGAGGCCGAAGAAACACAGCCAGCUUCAAGAAAGCCAAGCGAGCCAAAACUGAAGGAGACAAAGAGGGAGAAGAGAAGGAGAAGAAAACUGAGGAGGAAUCAAAAGAAGUAACAGAGGAAGACAAGGUGCCAGAGGAUGAGAAAAUGGACACAUCAAAGCCAAAAGAGGAGUCCAAGACGCCUUGAGGUCGUCUGCAUCCAGACACACCAGUGCAGCUGAUCAGGUGGAUUCUAAAACAAGUAUUUUUUCAAUUAAUAAAUCAAUGUUCCGUGUUGAAAUCUGUUAGGUGGUACGUUAGUAGUGGGAGCUUGUGCUCCUCUACGGGAACGGGGACAACAGAGUUCCAGACUUGUUUUUCUAGGACACCUUUUCAGCCUCGUUGUUUGUGGACUGAAGUCUGACUUUUGUUUUUUUUUUUGUAUGCUUUGUUGCUGUCGUCCUGACUUUUUAUAGGCUCUGUCUUUUCUCUUCCUGAAGCAACAUUGUAAAAUAGGUUUGUAUGUGUAAUGCUUUUAUAUAUCUCGAUUUCAUUUAUUUAAAUCAGAUAUUUUGUUUACUUGGUUUUAUGGUUUUCAGUCGCACUUUGUCCUGUGCCUUUCAGUAUAGAGUUGAAGCAUGUUUGUAAAGUAGAUCUUUUUACAUUUGUGUUACUGGCCUUGUCUGGUAAGGCCCCCAAGACUUGUCUUAAUGUAUAUACCUCAUACGUGGCACAGUGUAGGUGAGUUUUUUUGUUCAACAGGCUUCUGACACAUGCCAAUCUUUUCCAUCAAGUUUUCUAUCCUGCCUCACGAUACUAAAACUGUUUAAAUCCUUUCAACUGGUGCCGGAUUAUUGAUAUCUGGACAGUAAGUACUCACUUAAGACAAAUACCACAAUACAAUGAUUUGUUGUGUAUAUAUUUGUAUCCUGUAAACAUGAUUAUUGUUCCAUAAGAGCUUGAUUUUGAAACGCCAAUAAAAACUUCAUACUGUA